AAUAUUUAUUGAUGGUCUAAAAGAUAAAAUCGCUGCCUUUAUAUCUAUCGCCAAAUCAAAAACCCUUAAUGACACUAUUGAGAAUGCUAGAAAAAUAGAAGCCAGAGAAUACUAUAAAAAAAGAAAAAGAGAAGACCCUACUAACCAACUUAUCAAACCAGAGUUGAAAUCAAUCCCCUGUUCUAAACAAAAUAGACUAUCUCAGCCUGGCAGACCCCAAACAGUGGUAUUGAGUACUAUAAUUGUAGAGAAAGAAACAAAAGAGAACCAGCCUGAAAUGCCCUUUGAAUUCAGUAAUGAAAAAAAUGGUUUCUUCGAUAAUUAUAAGAAAGAAGAGAUGAAGGAA
This is a messenger RNA of Racocetra persica, 346 nucleotides long. NCBI's taxonomy places the organism in Eukaryota, Fungi, Glomeromycota, Glomeromycetes, Diversisporales, Gigasporaceae. The record is from the annotation of a GenBank genome assembly.